Molecule: messenger RNA, 3014 nt
Organism: Triplophysa dalaica
Lineage: Eukaryota; Metazoa; Chordata; Actinopteri; Cypriniformes; Nemacheilidae
Gene: inhbab
Product: inhibin subunit beta Ab
Exons: 2
Coding region: 1-1260 (419 amino acids)
Biological process (GO): BMP signaling pathway; SMAD protein signal transduction
Cellular component (GO): extracellular region
Molecular function (GO): cytokine activity; growth factor activity; hormone activity
Source: RefSeq, a predicted model, not a curated record
AUGUCCUCGUUUACACUCGUGACGGGGGUGCUGCUGCUUUCCGGCUGCUUGUCGGGCGGCUGCUCACCCACGCCCGCCGAAACCGUUCUUCCUGGGGUAGAAGGUCUGGACCAGCAGCAGCAGCAUCAGGCAGUUCAGGGUGUGCAGCAGACAGACGAUCCUGUGACCCUCUGCCCGUCCUGUGCAUUAGCCCAGAGACAGAAAGACUCGGGGGAGCAGACCGGCAUGUUGGAGGCGGUCAAGAGGCACAUCCUCAGCAUGCUGCAUCUGAACACCCGGCCAAACAUCACGCACCCAGUGCCCCGCGCCGCCCUGCUCAAUGCCAUCCGGAAACUUCACGUGGGUCGGGUGGGUGAAGAUGGGACGGUGGAGAUGGAGGAUGAUGGAAUGGGACACGGAGAGCACAGAGAGCUACCCGAGGAACAGCCUUUUGAAAUCAUCACCUUUGCAGAACCGGGUGACGCCCCUGACGUCGUGAAGUUUGAAGUCUCCAAGGAGAGUGGCACUGUAUCCAUGGUGGAGCAGGCCAAUGUUUGGCUGUUUCUUAAGGUCGCCAAGGGCAACCAAAGAAAGGGAAAGGUGUCCAUCCAGCUACUAAACCAUGAAAAAGCGAAUCAAAGCUUAACCACAGGACCCCAGGAAGUAGUGGUUUCUGAGAAGGCGGUGGACACGCGACGCAGCGGCUGGCACACGUUUCCCGUGCCCAGCACGGUUCAGGCCCUGCUGGACGGGGACAGCAGUUUGCUCAGCCUACAUGUUUACUGUCCCAUGUGCGGUGAAGCCGGUGCCACACCCAUCCUGGUUCCCGCAGAGGGGAGCAAGACCAAGGAGAGAGACCAAUCGCACCGACCCUUCCUAAUGGUCGUUCUCAAACCAGCCGAAGAACACCAGCACCGCCGGAGCAAGCGCGGCCUAGAGUGUGACGGCAAAAUCCGCAUCUGCUGUAAACGGCAGUUCUACGUCAAUUUCAAGGACAUCGGGUGGAACGACUGGAUCAUCGCCCCAUCCGGAUAUCAUGCUAACUACUGCGAGGGCAACUGUCCCAGCCAUGUGGCCAGCGUCACAGGCUCAGCCCUCUCUUUUCAUUCCACCGUGAUAAAUCACUAUCGAAUGCACGGCUACAGCCCCUUUAACAACAUCAAGUCCUGCUGCGUGCCAACACGCCUCCGGGCCAUGUCCAUGCUCUACCACAAUGAAGAGCAGAUGAUCGUUAAAAAAGACAUCGAGAACAUGAUAGUGGAGGAGUGUGGCUGCUCAUAAGACUCCUAACAAACAGUUAUGGAUGUAAAUCGUAAAUGUUGCAAAGCACAUAUCGGACGAUUGGCAUGAUGUGUUCACCCCGCAAACAUUCAAAGUGGUAACUGCGAACACGGGCAAGGUAAUUGUUAAUAGACCGUUCCAAUAGGACUGGUUAUUGGAGUGGUCUUUGUGGCACUUUCAUAUACGAAAUGAAGGAGGAUAAUAUAUUUUUUUUAAUGAAGGGACGCACGGACUGAGGGAACGGGUGCAUGGGGUAAAAGUGUCAGCCCUGAUUCUCUGCACUGCAAUAAAGAGACAGUAAUGCUGAAGUGUGGAAUUAUAUAUUCUGAGAACGAGAACCAUGCAACUCUAUGCAAUGUUAAGUAUUAUUACUGGAUGUCCUUUUUUUAUUUGUCUUAGCUUUUGGUUUCAUGCCGUUUUUAUUGAAAACCCGUUUCUCACAAUAAGAGUCAUAUUUUAGUACGUUGAAGAAGUAGUUGUGUUUGUUUCAUUUCGUUUUUGAGAAAUACUUGAACAAAACCUAGUUUGACCAGCUGCUGGAGCCAAACUACAUUAUUAUUAUUAUACAUUCUGAAUGUUUAUUAAAAGUAAUAUGAAUUUGCACUAAGCUUACAUUUUAACUUUGUUAAAGGGAUAAUUCACCCCAAAAUGAACAUCUACUUGUUCCUUUACUCCCUAUUUCACCCAUUUCUGAACUAGACUGUGUUUGGUUUGGUUUUUCUGCUUACAAUGCAAGUGAAUCGCAUUUCCCUCUUCUCAAGCUUCAAAAGGAUGCAAAAAAUUCUAUACAUUUCUAUGCAACUCGUGCCAUAUGUAGACACGUAAAUGUGUGCAGGGCAAAACAAUGGCAGGUUUCCUGCAUUCAACUGCACGGGUCAAAACACUAAAAAAAUUAUGGAUUUUAGUUUUCAACAAACCUGUUCAUAUGCCUUGAAGGUAUUUGGAAUAUACAGGAUGAGUCACAUGGAGUUUUUUUAUUAAGCUUUUGGAUCGUUUUGGAGCUUUCUAUGAGGCAGUCACAAUUGUAAAAGCUAAACUAAAACUAUAUCUGUUUUGGUUCUGAACAAGGAAAACCAUAGGGUGGUUUAAAUAAAACAAAUAAGGGUGAGUAAAUAAUAACUAAAUGUUCAUUUUUGCGUGAACUAUUCAUUUGAGCCCCAGAGCUGGAAGGGCUGCAUUCCAGUUGCCAUAUGAGAGUGUAGAACUAUAUGCAUUUGGAAAAUAAUAAUAGCAAACCAAAGACCAUACACACCCCAUUCUCAGAGCAAAUCGCUGCAAUGCGCGGCUCAGUAAAUUUAUUGAAAUUAGCGACAACAGUGUAUGGCCAACAUAAUAUACUAUUAACACGAUAUAGCACAUAAGAUAUUUUUUUGUUUGUUUGUCUGUUUGUUUUUCCUGAAACAGCCACGAUGUUAACAUGAAACUUUUUGCUCUGUGUUUCAACAGUGUUUGUCUCUACCAAUGUAUAACAAAGAUCUUUGAAUCUGUACUGAAACUCAGCCUUCAAGCGUUAUUCUGGACAUAAAAAAGAAAAAUCUUCUGGCAGUGGUGAUUGGCUUUGUCCGGGACAAAGUUUAAGACACUAAAGGAAGACUUUGGAUUUUAAAAAAAAGUCUGUUUUGUGUAGAGUUAUACAACAUAUGGUGAUAUGUUGUUAUGUUGUACAAAUCAAAAUAUGUGCUUGUUAUGUUUUAUAUCUAAUUUAUUUUGCAGCAUAAUCUUUGCUUCACUAUUAAAGCUAAAAUGUACAACUA